AGGCCUGUGGGUCCCACCCCAGAGCCCUUCUCCUAGACCAAGAGCCCCAAGGUGGGCUUCGCUCCAGGUGCACCUGUGUGGGCUCAGGGCACCCUGCGUCCACAGUUAGCACAGGUCCAGGGGUCCGUCAGGAGAGGCCCCAGGCUGGGGGCCAGCUGCCUGCUGAGGCCUCACUGGGGACACUCCCCACCGGCCAUGGGGAGCUAAAAUUGGAAAGUGGCGAGUGGGAGGCAGCUGACACAGCUAUUUUGUGCUCUCUCUUCAUCCGCUCCGGUUUCACUCUCCUGCUCCACUAACCUGAUCCUAUGCUUCCCUCCCCCACCCUACUGAUGAAGAGGUGUCUCAGCCCUCAAGCCACAGUGCGGAGGCUGGCCAGGAGGGUCAGGGCCUGAGGCGAGCAGGGCCGGCAGUGGUCUGGUCUGAGCCAGGACUCAGGAGGGGCUCACCGAGAGCACCUGCCCUUUAGAGAAGCUGGCUGGACGGCUUCACUGGGUCCCUGCCCCUUUCUGGCCCACACCCUGUGUCUGUAUAACAAGUUGUGGGCUCUCAGAGGCCCUGAUUGCAGGGCCAAGGAAGAUCAUGGGUUGGGGAGACGGAGUGACUCUAGCCAUCUCCAAAAGGGCAUUACAUUGUGUUCCUCUUUCACUCAGUUCCAGGUCUGAACCUGCACAAGCACUGGGCAGAAGGUCCAAGAGGGUGGGAGGGCCUUAGGGAGUGGCCCAGGCCCCAGGGAUGGCCCAGCAAGGUAGCAGGAGGACUAGACUCAUCCUGGGCACCCGAUACUGGUCAGCACCUUGGACAGCAGCCAGCACCCUCCCAGUUCCUGCCUGACCCUGCCUGGCCUAGCUCGGGCUUCUCCAGGUUCUCAAAUAGCACAGCCUCCAGCCAGCAGCCAGCAAGACUACACAGCACUUCAGGAGGGACAGUGGGUGAACACAGGCAGAGAUCCGGGAUAAGACAAACUACCGGUCAGGGGCUUGGUGGAGGAAUGGGGUCACGCAGAGCCUGGAGCUGAGGCUGGAGGUCUGGAAGUCACAGGAUCUCAGGAAGAAGGGACUUUGUGGGCAGGGCUUUGCUGGGGCUAAGGGAGGCUCACCGAGAGAUGAGAAAACUGGCUGGUGGACUAGAGACAGGGUCUCCCCGCUGGGAAAGACCCCCAAGGUCGGGGAGGAGCAGUUUUGGACAAGUCCAUCAGAGAGUCCUGUCCAGGCCAUGGGCAUCAAGACAGCACUGCCUGCAGCUGAGCUCGGCCUCUACUCCCUGGUGCUGAGCGGGUCCCUGGCUUAUGCUGGCCGAGGUCUCCUGGAGGCAUCGCAAGAUGGGGCCCACAGGAAGGCCUUCCGGGAGUCUGUGCGACCUGGCUGGGAGUACCUGGGCCGGAAGAUGGAUGUGGCUGACUUCGAGUGGGUGAUGUGGUUCACCAACUUCCGAAACAUCAUUGUCUUUGCCCUCUCGGGACACGUGCUGUUUGCCAAACUCUGCACAAUGGUGGCCCCCCAGCUCCGCUCCUGGAUGUAUGCUGUGUACGGAGUCCUGGCUGUGGUGGGCACAAUGGGCCCAUGGUACCUGUUGCUACUUCUCGGCCACUGUGUGGGCCUCUAUGUGGCCUCACUCUUGGGCCAGCCCUGGCUGUGCCUUGCCCUUGGUCUGGCCAGCCUGGCCUCCUUCAAGAUGGACCCCCUGAUCUCUUGGCAGAGUGGGUUUGUAACAGGCACCUUUGAUCUUCAAGACGUUCUGUUCCACGGGGGCAGCGGCUUCACGGUGCUUCGUUGCACCAGCUUCGCGCUGGAGAGCUGUGCCCACCCUGACCGCCGCUACUCCCUUGCUGACCUGCUCAAGUACAAUUUCUACCUGCCCUUCUUCUUCUUUGGGCCCAUCAUGACCUUCGACCGCUUCCAUGCUCAGGUGAGCCAGGAACCAGUGAGGCCAGAAGGGGAACUAUGGCGCAUCCAGGCCCAGGCAGGACUCAGCGCGGCAGCCAUCGUGGCUGUGGACAUCUUCUUCCACUUCUUCUACAUCCUCACCAUUCCCAGCGACCUUAAGUUUGCCAGCCGCCUCCCAGACAGUGCUCUUGCUGGCCUGGCCUACUCAAACCUGGUGUAUGACUGGGUGAAGGCAGCGGUCCUCUUUGGUGUUGUCAACACUGUGGCACGCCUGGACCACCUGGACCCUCCUCAGCCUCCUAAGUGCAUCACUGCACUCUAUGUCUUCGGGGAAACGCACUUCGACCGUGGCAUCAAUGACUGGCUUUGCAAAUAUGUGUAUGACCACAUUGGUGGGGAUCAUUCCGCUGUGAUCCCAGAGCUGGCUGCCUCCGUGGCCACGUUUGUCGUCACCACUCUGUGGCUUGGGCCUUGUGACAUCGUCUACCUGUGGUCUGUCCUUAACUGCUUUGGCCUCAAUUUUGAGCUCUGGGUGCAGAAGCUGGCAGAGUGCGGGCCGCUGGCACAAAUCGAGCAGGCCCGGCUAUCAGAGCAGAUGUCUCGGAGGGUCCGGGCCCUCUGCGGGGCUGUAAACUUCUGGGCUAUCAUCAUGUACAAUCUUGUGAGUCUCAACAGCCUUGAGUUCACAGAGCUGGUGGCCCGACGCCUCAUACUUACAGGUAAGGGACAGGGCGAGAGGAUACGGCACGUGCCCAAUCUCACACGAGGACAGGAACCUCUGGUCUACCCAACACGCACACAACACCCUAGCACCCAAGGGACCCAGCAGGGGUUUGGGAUAGGAUGCAGAGUCUCCUGGAUGGGAGGCUUCAGGGGGCGUGGCUCCUCCUCCAACAGGCUUCCCCCAGACCACACUGGCCAUCUUGUUUGUUACCUACUGUGGUGUCCAGCUGGUAAAGGAGCGUGAGCGAACCUUGGCUUUGGAGGAAGAGCAGAGGAAGGACAAAGAGAAGCUGGAGUAGGGGUUGGGGGCAGAGGACUGGGCUCUGCUCAGCUGCGUCUGGGCCCCAGGCCCAGGCUAUGGGGCCUGACCAACAGAAUAAAAGACUUUUCUAUCAUGGUA
Molecule: messenger RNA, 3006 nt
Organism: Peromyscus californicus insignis
Lineage: Eukaryota; Metazoa; Chordata; Mammalia; Rodentia; Cricetidae
Product: protein-cysteine N-palmitoyltransferase HHAT-like protein
Exons: 11
Coding region: 1213-2850 (545 amino acids)
Biological process (GO): negative regulation of N-terminal protein palmitoylation
Cellular component (GO): endoplasmic reticulum
Molecular function (GO): acyltransferase activity
Source: RefSeq, a predicted model, not a curated record